AUGGGGUCUGGCUACGCUUUCGAUGAGCAAAGGAAGACGGUUUCGGCUUGGAAUCCACAAACUGAUGUGUGGGCACUCGCACAUGGGACUAAAAUAUCAGCUCUUUGUGUUGCUGGAUCAAGUUUUUCAAUUUUGAUGCGAAUGCGACAAUUCUUCAGCCUUUUUUCUCAGCAGCACCUUCUGGGGACAAUUCUACCGGUUGUCGUGCUUCCGAGUAUGGGAUACAUAAUUGCAAACGACAUUUUUAUUGAACGACCAUUUGUCACACGUCUUAGUAGACCUAAUAUUGGACAACAUUUUUGCUCCACUUGCCUCGAGGUUCGUGGGUCUUUUAUUCAAGCCACGGCAGGAGUUUUUGCACCAUUUUUACUGUCCGUAUUUUCAUGUGCUGCUGCCUCGAUUUCUUACCGCACCUUCCCCGUCCCUGAUCUUGGUGACUUCCGUAAGGUGCUUUCAUUGGUGCGUCGGGCAGGUGGUAGUUUGUCUUCUACUCUUAUUCUGCUCACCUUGGCCAAUGCUUUUGUCGGUGGUUUUAUCACGCUGAGGAUGGCGGAUCAAAGCGCUCUCAUUCGCACUACACUCCGGACCAGCCAUUUAUCCGAAUAA
This is a messenger RNA of Mesocestoides corti, 606 nucleotides long. The record is from the annotation of a GenBank genome assembly. NCBI's taxonomy places the organism in Eukaryota, Metazoa, Platyhelminthes, Cestoda, Cyclophyllidea, Mesocestoididae.